Messenger RNA from Alternaria arborescens, 456 nucleotides. RefSeq lists its product as hypothetical. Gene Ontology annotation, molecular function: structural constituent of ribosome. Lineage: Eukaryota; Fungi; Ascomycota; Dothideomycetes; Pleosporales; Pleosporaceae. Gene Ontology annotation, cellular component: mitochondrion. The coding region runs from base 1 to 456 and encodes 151 amino acids. The record is from RefSeq and is a predicted model, not a curated record. The transcript has a single exon.
AUGCUGCCCCGGAUGAAAUACCGUAACCCAUCUAUCCCGAUCGAAAUAGCACGACACAACGAUCCCGACGGCCCCUCACUCCUUCACGUUCACACAAGCAAAACCCAACCCGCGACUGGCUCCACAAAUUCGCCCACAGCCCAACAGUCAGACUCCUCACCACCGUCCGGCACGCCGAACCCACGCAAUACUCUCGUGCCUGAUACCUCGAAGCCCACAUAUACAAUUGACAUCAGAGAUCAGUCAGAAAGCGAGAUCUUGGAGGCACUAGUACAGAAGACGGGCGCGCAGCAGCUCGAGCCAACCGAACAAGAGCUGGCUGAGAUGAAAGAGAUCGAAGAGUUUAAGGAGCGGUCUGAGGCGGACAGAGUGCAGGUUAGGGAGAGGUUAUUGAAGGAGCGGAGAGAGGCUGAGCUGCUCAAGUUGGCGAGGGGAGAGGUACCGGCUACAAACUAA